AUGGCAUGCACAUCUCAACAAGACUUCAUUAAAGCAGCAAAAAUUGGGAACCAUAAGGAAAAUGAAGAACUUACGGCAGAGGGGAACACAAGUUGUUCAUCCUCCACUGAUGAUUCAUCACCUAUAAUGAGGCAUUUAAAGGGAUCAAAAGUAUCCACCAUUGAUGGCAUCGAUAUCUGGGACACAGCUGAUCUCCAUCAUGCUCCUACCUCGUUGCUUGCUUCCCAUGAGGCUGAUUACCCUCCUGUUCAUAACUUUCAAGACGCAAAAUAUAUAUGUUUUGUUGAGUCCAACAAGCUAUGGGCCAUUGCUGCUCCUAUUGCUUUCAACAUUUUGUGCAAUUAUGGGAUUAACUCAUUUACCAAUAUCUUUGUUGGCCAUAUUGGAGAUAUUGAGUUAUCUGCAGUUUCAAUUGCUUUAUCUGUCGUUUCAAAUUUCUCCUUUGGAUUCUUGCUUGGCAUGGGAAGCGCACUUGAGACGCUAUGUGGACAAGCAUUUGGCGCGGGGCAAGUACAAUUACUAGGUGUAUACAUGCAACGUUCAUGGAUAAUCCUUUUUGUUGCCUGCUUCCUCCUAAUGCCACUUUUCAUAUUGGCAACACCAAUCUUAAAGCUUCUUGGGCAACGAGAUGACAUUGCAGAACUUGCUGGGACAUAUACUAUUCAAGUAAUGCCUCAAAUGUUUUCAUUAGCCUUCAAUUUCCCAACCCAAAAAUUCUUGCAGGCACAAAGCAAAGUUGGUGUUCUAGCAUGGAUUGGUUUUGUAGCUUUGAUUGGGCACAUUGGUUUAUUGUUUCUGUUUAUACAUGUGUUUGAUUGGGGAACUGCUGGAGCUGCUGCUGCUUAUGACAUAUCAGCUUGGGGGAUAUCGAUUGGUCAGAUUAUUUAUGUGGUUGGUUGGUGUAAAGAUGGGUGGAAAGGAUUGUCUUGGUUGGCCUUUAAAGAUAUGUGGGGAUUUGUAAGACUGUCUAUAGCUUCAGCUGUUAUGCUUUGCCUUGAGUUUUGGUAUUUUAUGACCAUAAUUGUUCUCACUGGUCAUCUUGAUGAUCCAGUUAUCGCCGUUGGUUCUCUUUCUAUAUGUAUGAACAUCAAUGGGUGGGAAGGCGUGUUUUUUAUUGGAGUCAACGCAGCUAUAAGCGUACGGGUGUCUAAUGAGCUUGGAUCAGGACAUCCCAGAGCUGCAAAAUACUCUGUGGUUGUCACAGUCUUGCAAUCUCUUCUUGUUGGGAUUAUUGCUGCAACUAUUAUCAUGGCAACAAGACACCAGUUUUCCAUUAUCUUCACAGACAGCCAACAGAUGCAAAAAGCUGUGUCUAACUUAGCUUACCUACUUGGUAUAACCAUGGUGCUAAACAGUGUCCAGCCUGUUAUAUCUGGAGUUGCUGUGGGUGGAGGGUGGCAAGCUUUGGUGGCUUAUAUAAACUUGUUUUGCUAUUACGUUGUUGGGCUCCCUCUUGGGUUUCUUCUCGGUUACAAGAUGGAAUAUGGAGUGCAGGGAAUUUGGGUUGGCAUGAUUUGUGGGACUUUUCUGCAGACAAUAAUCCUGGUGUACAUCAUUUACAAAACCAACUGGAAUAAGGAGGUUGAACAAACAUAUGAACGAAUGCGGAAUUUGGGAGGAUUGUAG
This is a messenger RNA of Pistacia vera, 1626 nucleotides long. Its product is annotated as protein DETOXIFICATION 34-like. Gene Ontology annotation, biological process: xenobiotic detoxification by transmembrane export across the plasma membrane. Lineage: Eukaryota; Viridiplantae; Streptophyta; Magnoliopsida; Sapindales; Anacardiaceae. The record is from RefSeq and is a predicted model, not a curated record. The transcript is spliced from 8 exons. The coding region runs from base 1 to 1626 and encodes 541 amino acids. Gene Ontology annotation, molecular function: xenobiotic transmembrane transporter activity; antiporter activity. Gene Ontology annotation, cellular component: membrane.